GCCUGUAUAUAAACAGAGAAAAAGCAUGAUAGUUCUAUUGCUUUUACAUCACAUCGUAAUUUUCUACAAAUACAUCAAAUGCGCUUUGUAAUUGUUUCCAUUUUCCUGUAAAAACAGGGGUUGAACAGACUGUAACUCCGGCCAUCAACUCCCUUUAUCAUUCAUUGUGAUUAAGAUUGGGCCAGAAGUUUGUUCAAAGUUAUCAAUCACAGAUUUACAGUAAUACAUCCCUUAGACAUUUACCAUUUCAACAGUUUGAAGAGUUGUGCGAUAAGUUUUGACAACUUCCAGGUAAAUGGUGCCCUAACGGCCCCUUGUUGAUAGGCCCGUGAAUCAGAAUCUGGCCAAGGUUUAAUUAAUAGCCUUGUUGAUCCUUUUUCUUCCUUUUUCCAUUUGUGUGAGCACAUCAGUAGCAUUUGCCUGGUCUGCUGAUAAGGUCUGGGUAGCCAGGAUGUUUGGUCAUUGUCCGAGGGUUAUCAGUAUUGACCGUUAAACUUAAUCCAUUACAUGGCGGUAACUGGCUUUAAUCUACUCCAUUGUGUAGGUGUGAUAUCCAAAACUUUGAUAAACUUCUUGGCUAGUUUUACACUUUGGUGCUAUAAGAUAGUAUAUCCCUGUUCCUAACUACCAAGUACAUUGGAGCUAGACAAGGCCCAUGGUCUGAAUUAUUUCUUCUAGAACACAUGUUCUGUGUUGACGAAAAAAAUAUAUAUGGAUAAGGAAAUUAUGGAUAAGGAAAUUCAGAUGUGUGACAAUUUGGUGCAGGAGUCCUUGUUUGAUUCUUCGUGGUGAAGGAAUAGAAAGAGGAUUAUGGUGGAAGUGUAACCUGGCUGUCUUCAAACAACUCCAGUCAUGUAUAGUUAUCUCCCCUUGUUUCUGGUGACCUUGGCAGUUCAAUGUAAAGCCGAUAUCCGUUUCACAGUUUUCGAGGAGCUCCCAAUCGGAGAUGAGGUGGGAAACAUAGCCAUUACAGGAAAAUUCAAUGAAAACCGAACAACGGAAGAAUUCAAUGCUUUGGAGUUUUCGUUUUUGGAAACAAAUCAAUAUACAAGUUAUUUCGACCUGAACAUGCAAACUGGGAUUUUAAGUGUAAAGAAACGAAUUGAUCGAGAUGCCAUCUGUUCACUCGUAUGCCAUCUCAGCUUCGAUGUGGCGAUUCGGUCAAGUAUGUCGCAGGAUAUUUUCUUUCCCGCGGUAACCGUUGUUGUAGAAGAUACCAAUGAUAAUGUACCCGUGUUUGCGCAUACUAACUGGAAAUUGGAGAUUCCAGAAAAUGCAGCUCCGAAUUCUGUGUAUGAUAUCAUACCAGCCACUGAUAACGACACUAGUCUACAGUUCUCUAUCCAGCGAUACACUUUGUCUCCAAUCACUGACCUCUUUACAUUGAAUGUGACGAAAAAAUUAGAUGGAAACUUUCUUGUUCAGUUAAUUGUCAGGCAGCCUCUGGACCGUGAACUUCAGUCUUUCUACCAGAUGUAUGUUACGGCGCAAGAUGGUGGGGAAAACCCGAACAGUGGCAAAAUGUUGGUGAAUAUUUCUGUAACUGACAUGAAUGAUAAUCCGCCGAUAUUUAGUGAGUCUGUGUACAAUGUGACCGUAAAGGAAGACACCCCACCAAACACCUCUGUUAAACAGGUUGUCGCCACCGACAAGGAUGCAGGAGAAAAUGGACGCGUCACCUACAGGAUAAUUCCUACAACGGACACAAACAUUCAGGACUUGUUUCAUAUCAACACUACCACAGGAGAUCUAUAUAUUCUGACUCAGCUCACAUAUAAACCUGGCGAAAGUUACACCAUGAUCGUCGAGGCCACAGAUCACGGGGACACCAAGAAAGUGACGCAAGCCAGAGUGAACGUUUAUGUAGAGGAUUCUGGGAACAAUCCACCUGUAGUACGAAUCAAUAUCCUGUCUGGAUCUGGUAAUGUUGUGUCGAUUCCAGAAUCUGCCAAUGUGGGUGCAUUUGUAGCACAUGUCAGUGUGGAAGAUUCUGAUCAGGGAGACAAUGGACGUGUAGAUUGUAUAGUUUCUAGUGUAUUCUUUAAAACAGAAAGUAUUCCGCCCGGAAAAGGCUUUAAAAUCUUACUCAACCAGGAGCUUGAUAGGGAGAAUGAAGUGAAUCACAGCGUGACAGUUACAUGCCACGAUUUUGGUUCCCCGGUGAUGAAUGUGUCGGCUAACUUUACUGUGUCUGUUACUGACGACAACGACAAUGAUCCAAUCUUCCUCAAAAACCCGUACACUGCUACAAUAGUUGAAAAUAACCAAAUCGGAGACAAGAUUGUCCAGGUCUCGGCACGUGACAUUGAUGAAGGUGUCAACGCCCAGGUCCACUACUUUCUCCACAGUGACGCGGGGUCAAACUUUGCAAUCCAGUCGGAGUCGGGAGUAAUCACAGCCACAAACUCUUUCAAUCGUGAGCAAAAUGUGGAUUUCAAGUUCAAGGUGUUGGCCGUGGACCGCGGCGAUCCACCUCGUACGGGUACAGCCUCUGUGUAUGUCGUCGUUGAGGAUGAAAACGACAACAAACCUGUGUUUAACAGAACCAUUUUCGCUUUUGAUGUUUCGGAAAACCAAGAUGCAGAUUCUUUUGUGGGAAAAGUUGGUGCAGUUGACUUGGACAAGGGAGAUAAUUCCAGGAUAACAUACUUCAUCUCAACUGAGGAUGAAUUAUUGGUACCUUUUAUUGUUUUUUCGAAUGGAGAUAUAAAAACCAAUCGAGUGCUAGAUCGGGAGUCACAGAGUCAGUAUAACUUUGUUGUACAUGCCCGGGACCACGGGGAGGAGCCCCUUAGCAGUACGGCCUACGUUACCGUGUACGUGAUGGACACCAAUGAUAAUGACCCCGUCAUCAUUUAUCCCAACAAAACCAAUCAUACGAUUUGGUCCAAGUCUGGCACCUCUCUCCCUCUUACAACAAUUCAGGCCUACGAUAUUGAUGAAGGCUCCAACAAAAAGUUAACUUACUAUAUACAUGAGGGGAAUGACGAUGAUAUGUUUCUCCUCCACCCGGAGUCGGGGGAGCUGUUUCUGAACAGGAACUAUCCUAUUGGUAAAGAUAAGUCUGUGAACUUGGUGAUAUGUGUCAAAGAUUCUGGUAACCCAGUGAGGGCUAAAUGUGCCCAACUAACGGCAGUCAUUACUGUCAACAAUGCCACAAACACCGGUUAUCAGCGAGAGUCGACCAGUUACAUCACCAUAUCUAUUGUGGUUGUCAUAGUGACAGUUCUCGUAUCUGCAGCUAUUAUUUUGACAAUUUUCUUUUUGAAAAAAAUUGAUAGAAAUCGACAAAAGCAGAAAUACGGAGCUAACGGCCCUCUUGGUGUUCCUGUGCCAAACAGUUAUUCAGCGUCCCCAGCAUCAUCACAGCAUGAUGUCAACUCUGAUGCAGAAUUCAUGGAAAGGAAGAAGAAAGAGGUGACAUUUUCGCCAAGUACAAGUUUUAAAGAUAUCAACAAUAAAGGGAUGAAUAUGCAAUAUCCAAUCGCCACGGAUACCAAACAGGGAAUGUACCUCUAUGACUCCGUCCCAGAAAAUGGCCGCAAAAACACAGAACAAACUGCACAACUGAAUGCCCUCCAUCUUCAACAGCUAUUGUUUAAAACUCACCAACAGGAACAGACGGAGCCAAGUGCUCCACAAAGAGUUGCCCACCCUAGUGACAGUAAUAGUGACACAUCAGGGGAGACAAUCCCUAGCGACAGUGGGAGGGGCGGAAGUGAGGACGAGGUACCCAGCAGUAACCAUACCGGAGAUGACUCCAGAUCUUUUGAUUGUGGAUCUUACAAUUCCCAUAUCGGAACGUUCCAUUCCCCUCCGAACAUUCCACCUCGUAAACAGAAGCUUGCUCCACAAGUGCAUGGAAAAGCUUCUAAUAACAGGCCAUACCCAAAGUCCAGUACUCCGACACAAAUAUUUUUGGGUCCGAGUCGGCCCUAUUCUCUGAGUACAGAGCAUCUCAAUGAAAACAAUUCAAAUUCGAAUUCAGGGCAGAGGGGACAGAAAAAUGGACCUUAUGUGCGAUCAGCGCCAAGUCAUUCUAGUUUUACGUCACCUCAUACACAGUCCUACCUGGACAGCAAAUCAAAGUCCUCAAACUUUAAUACAUGGAAUUACUUACAACCAAAUAAUUGUGUGAAUUACUCAAACGUGUCCAAAGACAGAGACUAUUUUAACCUUCGACCCGAAAGUAUCAGUACGUGUCGGUCGCGGGAUGAUGACGACGAUGCAGCCACAACUACAUCAGGAAGUUAUACGAUUAAUCCCGAAGAGCUUGAGGACGAUUUUUAUCGACCACACCAAGAUAUGGUUGUGUAGGAACGAUCGACUCUUGUGAUUCAUGGUCGUGUCUAGUUGUUAAAACUUUUUGUUACCUCUUAUCAUUUCAUGUGCGUUUUAAUCAAAAGUGUCGCUGCGGGCAUGUUGUACAUUAUAACUUGUAAUACUGUGAUAGAAACGAUGACAUAACGAUACUACCGGGGGUCCCUGUAACAGUUCACUAAUUUUUACCGAUCAAUUUUUUGAAUCAAUCGAUCGUAACUUUUAACAGAAAUGGCUGUAGAGAAUUGUUAUGCCUGUAUGUCAUUUUUAAAAUGGAGAUGUACUCAUUGUAACUUGUGUGGAAUAAAUCCCAUGAGAGUGGUUAGAUCUAACCUAACAGUUUAAUCAAUAUUCUGAUAGCAAUCUUCUACAUUAGAAAAUUAUUUAUUUAUAAUAACAUCUAUUUCCAUGGGGAAAAGAUCAAAACAUCUAUGUUUGGUCCGUGUGAAAUGUACAUCUCUUUAUUGGUUGUUGACAAGUCUAGUUUGAUGACAUCAGCAAUGGAAUGUCGUUAUGACCUUUUAGGACAAACUCUUUGUCAUUGGGUGCGUUCAAAUUAAUGAAGAAUCAUUUAUUAAUUAUUCUCCCUUUUUAAUGUUACCGGAAUAGUUGAUGAAUUAUUCAACAGUAAAUCUUAAUUUAGAUUCAUUUUAGUAGACCGUAUGUCAGUGCUACUUAUUGUAACCAUUUGGUGUCCUUUUAGAAAAAAAAAUUGUCAUGGUCCAUUUCAAUAGUGCCUUUAGUAUGACCUUGACUUGUUCAGUAUGACCUUGACUUGUUCAGCGUCACUUGUGUUAACUGUAGUCCUAAGACUAUCACUCGGUACCAUCGGUACCAUUGUAUUGAUUUUCUGUUCGAUUUCCAAAAGAGUUGCAGUUCAGAACACUAGGAUAAUUAAGAUUUAUUAAAUAAAUCAUUAAAAGGGGAGAUUAAAUGUUUAUUUUGCAGGUACAAUGUAUAGUUGUGUAUAGUAUAUACUGAAGAUUUUUUUCUGACAUACAUCCUGUACAGUAUUGUUAACCAAAGACACAAACUUUGUUGAUCCUUACUUAUAUCGAUAGGGACCUAUGUGACGGGUUACCCUGCAUGUAGAGGUCCCACUUUAGGGUGCUAAUAUAAAUAGUUCUAUUUUCAUAACAUAAUUUGGAGACAUAUUCCUUAAAGCUUUUUAAUACUCUCAAAUCACCUUUGAAAAAAUCAAAAUAUGGUUUAUUUUAGUUCAAAGUAUUACUGUCAAUCUAUAUUUUCUUAAUAUCAAAUUUUUAUCAAAACCAUGACUUGUUAAAAUCUAUGAUGAUAAGACAUAUUUUAAUCAUAUUUCACAAAUAUUAUGAAUUCUCAGAUGAAAAUUGAGUUUUGAAUUGUAUCUCUUUAAGAAUUAUGAACUAUGCCUGUGUAAUACUGCGAUAUUACCACGUGAUAAUACCAUGUUGCCUUGUUGUUUUGUCACAUGCAUGACAUUAAUAUUCAUGUUGUUUGUUGUUACAAUUGUGUAUUAUGAUUAAUUAUUGAGCAGCUAAAUUAAAGCAAAAUAAUUAAAUGAA
This is a messenger RNA of Pecten maximus, 5864 nucleotides long. Its product is annotated as protocadherin gamma-B5-like. The transcript has 5 exons. NCBI's taxonomy places the organism in Eukaryota, Metazoa, Mollusca, Bivalvia, Pectinida, Pectinidae. The record is from RefSeq and is a predicted model, not a curated record. Gene Ontology annotation, cellular component: plasma membrane. Gene Ontology annotation, molecular function: calcium ion binding. Gene Ontology annotation, biological process: homophilic cell-cell adhesion. The coding region runs from base 853 to 4317 and encodes 1154 amino acids.